AUGUCUAUGUCCGCACUGUGUAGCGAAGGUUCUUUUCACCCUCUCUUCUGGAGGUCAGGGGCUGGGGAGAAGGCACAUAGUCAAGGCGGCAUGCGCUCGCCUACCUCUAACUCCUCGCAUGGAGUCUCUUCUUCAGCGCACAUAACCCCACUGGCAGCUCUGCAUGACCCGGCGGGGGCCACUGAUAAGGAAGUAGUCGAGUGGGUACUGCUGAUAUGGCGUGGUGUGUCAGCAACGGCUGCACUCCGUCAAACCCCUACUCACACUGCUGUGAUGGACCAAGCUGCCUUUCGCAUAUUUGGUCGUGAUUCCCUGCAGAGCGCAGCGGCGUUGAAGCGUCGCUAUCGGCAACUUGCUAUUCGCGUGCACCCGGACAAGAACCCGAGCUCGCAAGCGUCCGAGGCAUUUCAGGUACUGCAGAGCUGCUUUGAGCAUGCCAUCCAUAGCCGCGAAGCCGGGGGCAGUGGUUAUGUUGACUUUGGAGAGCAGCCAGCGUUUCAGCGCCCAUCUGAUUCAUCGAUGUGGCAGAAGGGAAGCGGGGGCCAGAAAUGUGCUGCGGCUAGCAGUGAAACUGCCAAGCCGCAUUUCUCGUCCUCGACGACUUCCUCCACUGCGUCUUCGCCAUCUCUUGUGUCGCCACCCUUGUCGCCUGUCUUCAGCUCCUGCAGCAGCAGUAGCUCAAAUCGGUCGUCGCCGACUCGCCCACGCACCGCCGCUGCUGCCGCCACAGCUGGGAGGGCACCACCACCACGGCCAUCAUUCUCAUCUCAUCUUCCGACACCGUCUGCAGCGUCGGCGAGUAGGGGUUCGUUUCUCUCCGCGGUCAUGCCGGAGCCCCCCAACGUGUUCGCCACCAACGGAGGUGCAGCGCCGGCCGCGACGGUGCCAGCGUCAAGUGCUCUUCAUGGGGACAGCAGCGACCCUGUCGUGCCGCCUCCCCUCAUCUUCGGUGCACAGCCGACUUUCCAAAGCGGCUCGACUGGCGCUGUGGUGCACCGCACUAGACGCCGCGCAUUCUCCGAUCGUUGCACGUCGUCCGCCGACGCGGCAAAAGACUUCGGCUCAGCACCGCCGCUCGUGUUUGAGCACGCAUCGUCUACGCCAACGGACACUAGUACAGACGAUAUGAUUGCCGGGCGAAAAGAGGUGGCAAAGCAGCACUCUUCGCAGCAGCAGCAGCAGCAGUGCGCGCGAAGACCAGAACUGCCGACCCUGGCUGAGCUGUUGGCUGAGCUGGACGCCGAUGAUGAUGGCGAUGAGGGUGGCUCAGAGAGCACUGCGGAAUGGACCCAAAGCUCAUCCUAUCGAGACGGCCUGGUUGGCUCUGCGGCGUGGAGGUAUCGCACCCAUGAGACCCCCGUAGUGACAUCUUCGGUGCUUCCCACAUGGCCAUUGCCAUCGACGAUGCAUCCAUCCACUGGCUGCUUUCAAAGGCGCGCAAUCAACGGCGACGAUCGCGAGGGCAGCCGUGCCCUUGUGGCUCACUACACAUCGACGACGAAAGUCCCUGUGCACCUGGAUGUGUUGUGUGCGGCAGGGACAUCGAGUGUACCAUCAUCAACUCCAUCCACAACCGCCGCCUCUUAUGGGGCUCUGAGGAAAGGGGUGAGGGAUGCGAGAUAUUAUCACACCUCUUCGCUCUCGCCUUUUCCUCCUCACACAUCCUCUCACCUGUUGGUAGGAUCAUCUGUGCACAGUCGACGAGCCGGUGGCGGCGUGAUCGGAGGGGGCGGCAGUGGGGCGACUGGAGGCCGGAGCAACGGCAGCCCUGAAGGAGGGCGGUGCGCGUGCGGCAAGGCCCCUUGUGGUCGCUGCUUCCUCUGUGAAUAG
Messenger RNA from Leishmania braziliensis MHOM/BR/75/M2904, 1830 nucleotides. RefSeq lists its product as hypothetical. The transcript has a single exon. The record is from RefSeq and is a predicted model, not a curated record. The coding region runs from base 1 to 1830 and encodes 609 amino acids. Lineage: Eukaryota; Euglenozoa; Kinetoplastea; Trypanosomatida; Trypanosomatidae.